AUGACCCUUGUAGCUGUGGGACACGACCCGGUCAAUUCAUCCCUGAGGCAGGGUCACGAAAGCUUAUAUAAAACGCUGUGGACUUCAGCUGUAACCUUAAUCAUGAAUUACUCCUGCAUGUUCCAGAGCAGUUAUUACGAAGCUGCUUCGUAUAUCACUGGGUUCUCGGCUCUUCCAUGUCCGGAUGAUGUGCGAAAUGUCCCAACUCCAGCCAUGUGUCUUGGCUUUCCAUUGCCCCUGCCCGAGUACUACCCGGAGUACCCUCCCAGCUACAAUCAGCUCACUUCUUUGCCAGCUUUGGAAUAUCCUCAACCAAGCUAUUAUUCGGCUGCUCCUUUCCCAACACCUGCUUACUAUUCCAUCAAUGAUGUAGCAAACCAGCCUAACACUUCCACUCACUUCGAUGCAAGUGCCAACGAUUCGUGGCUGGAAAACUCGACGACUAGCGUGCAGCUUGAAGAUGAUGUGGUUUCUCUUGAUGGUGAUUCCUGCACUGAUAAUCCGCAGCACUAUGUUGGCACAUUCGCCCCGUCGUACAGAGGGGUCACGCCCGUUUUGCUUUACCGUAUUCCUUCCACGGAUCUCUGCUACGUCUACAACCGGAUUAGAACUGUUGACGGCUCAAAGGGACAUUACGUAUGCAGGGAGUGCUAUCUGAAGAAGAAGUAUGUACCUGCUAAGGUUAUAGACGAUACCCACUUCGUCAAAGAUCCGAUGGCAGGAGGGCACAUUUGCAAGCCAAAAAGCUUCUCAAAGGAGUUUACUUCACGCACUUGUGCUAGAGUAAGGCCUUACUUUUUGGCUCUUUCUUGUCGCUUUAUCUCUUUUUUACACAAGCGAGCGCUUUACUAUUAUUUUAGAAGCGAUGCCGUUGCGCCGAUGAUUCAGGGAUAUCUACGAGCUUUACCUGAAAGUGCACUUUCCUACUGA
This is a messenger RNA of Cylicostephanus goldi, 930 nucleotides long. The record is from the annotation of a GenBank genome assembly. NCBI's taxonomy places the organism in Eukaryota, Metazoa, Nematoda, Chromadorea, Rhabditida, Strongylidae.